AUGGCCCCGGAACAUGAAAUCGCCACCGUAGCGGUGCGCAAUGAACGAGACGAUGAUAUCAAGACUGUUCGUUCGACUGAACAACCGAUCGAUUACGAGAAUAAGAAGGAUGCGACAUAUCCUCCCGAGAAUACUAGUCGGGCUAACCCCUCUGGCUCGCGCAUCGGCUCCCUGCUGAGAGCAUUCGAGCAGCAGCUUGUCGAGUAUAACCUGGAGGCGCGAGGAAUUGAGCGAGUUGCUCCUGAUGAGCGCAUGAAGCGCUUGUCGUGGGUAUCCUACCUGCAGACAUUGCUGCUGUGGGUGUCGAUCAACCUGGCUGCGAACAAUAUUACCCUGGGUAUGCUGGGCCCGGCUGUGUAUGGACUGAGCUUCAAAGACUCGGCGCUAUGUGCGGUUUUCGGUGCAAUCGCCGGCUCGCUGGUUUCCUCCUGGGUGGCUACUUGGGGCCCUGUGUCGGGUAUCCGGACUAUGGCGUUUGGCCGGUACUCGAUGGGUUGGUGGCCGAGCAAAAUUAUUGUUCUGCUGAACUUGAUCCAAAUGAUCGGAUACUGCCUGAUUGACUGUGUCGUGGGAGGGCAGAUUUUGUCUGCUGUCUCGCCGGGAGGCUUGUCGGUUGCUGUGGGUAUUGUCAUUAUUGCAAUCAUCAGUUGGGUUGUUGCUACAUUUGGCAUUCAGGUCUUCCACUACUAUGAACGAUUUGCGUUCUUGCCUCAGCUCAUUGUUGUUUGCAUUCUCUUCGGCGUCUCAUCUGCCAAGUUCGAUCUGUCUACAGUGUCUCAAGGCGAUGCCCGAACGGUAGCCGGUAACAGGCUAUCAUUCUUUUCCAUCUGCCUCAGUGCAGCAAUCACCUACGCCCCUCUAGCCGCAGACUUCUUCGUCUACUACCCCGAGCACACCUCCCGCCUCACAAUCUUCUCCCUGACCCUAACCGGCCUUGUCUUCUCAUUCACCAUGGCACUAGUCUGCGGCAUCGGUCUCGCCUCCGGAAUCAGCACCUACCCUGAAUACGCCGCGGCUUAUGAUCUCGGCCAAGGCGCCCUAAUCGUAGAAGGCCUGGGACCCCUCCACGGCUUCGGCAAAUUCUGCUCCGUGAUCAUCGCCCUAGGACUCAUCGCCAACACCGUCGCCCCAACCUACUCCGCGGGCGUCGACUUCCAAAUCCUCGGCCGGUACGCCGAAAAAGUGCCCCGCGUGAUCUGGAACACUGUCGGUGUGAUCAUCUUCACCGUCUGCGCAUUGGCUGGUCGCAGCAAUCUCUCGGAGAUUUUCACCAAUUUCCUCGCUCUCAUGGGUUACUGGGUUGCCAUCUGGUUUGCCAUUCUAAUCGAGGAGUUUAUCUUCCGCUGGCGCACGGGAUAUAACUGGGCUGCGUGGCGCGAUCCGUCAAAGUUGCCCAUCGGUAUUGCAGCCUUUACCGCUUUCGUCAUUGGCUGGGUCGGUGCUAUCCUGUGCAUGGCGCAGGUGUGGUAUAUCGGCCCCUUGGCGAAACUCGUCGGCGAGUACGGCGCCGAUAUGGGUAAUUAUGUCGGUUUCUCGUGGGCUGCGCUUGUGUACCCGCCUCUCCGGCUGCUGGAGCUACACUUUGUUGGACGCUAG
Penicillium cataractarum is the source of this 1596-nucleotide messenger RNA. Its product is annotated as purine-cytosine permease family protein. The transcript has 4 exons. The record is from RefSeq and is a predicted model, not a curated record. Bases 1 to 1596 code for a protein of 531 amino acids. Gene Ontology annotation, biological process: transmembrane transport. Gene Ontology annotation, molecular function: transmembrane transporter activity. Gene Ontology annotation, cellular component: fungal-type vacuole membrane; plasma membrane. Lineage: Eukaryota; Fungi; Ascomycota; Eurotiomycetes; Eurotiales; Aspergillaceae.